Molecule: messenger RNA, 2940 nt
Organism: Phlebotomus argentipes
Lineage: Eukaryota; Metazoa; Arthropoda; Insecta; Diptera; Psychodidae
Gene: glo
Product: heterogeneous nuclear ribonucleoprotein H3
Exons: 9
Coding region: 161-1987 (608 amino acids)
Biological process (GO): regulation of RNA splicing
Cellular component (GO): nucleoplasm; ribonucleoprotein complex
Molecular function (GO): RNA binding
Source: RefSeq, a predicted model, not a curated record
GCCGCCAUUGCACGGUUUGUUUUACUCCAGAACGCGCAGAGUCUGCCGGUUCGCGUGGAUUUUAUCCGUGAAUAACUAGGUGAAAAGUUGUGAAGACUCACUUUGAGCAGUGUUUUGUGCAUCUACACGCCAACGCAGAGUGAUUUAGCGCACAGUGGCAAUGACGGAGGUGCAGGAAGGCAACAUCAUCAAACUGCGGGGUUUGCCGUGGAAUGUGACCGUGAAAGAGAUCAAGGAGUUCCUCAAGGACGUGGAGACUGUGAAUGGCGAGAACGGAAUCCACCUGAUCACGUCCCCGAGAGACGGCCGUCCCAAUGGGGAGGCCUUCGUGGAGUGCGCCAGCGAGAAGGACUUCAACUUGGCUUUUGAGUACAACAAGAAUGUCAUGGGGCAUCGAUACAUUGAGAGUGUGGCACGAGCGGAUGUCUGGGAACUCGAGGAGGCCAGACGUAGUUUGUGGACAGCCACUGCCGAGGAGAAAAGCCACGGCGGUGCUGAAUCCAGUCCUGAGAUCUCGUGCUCGAUGGGCAUUUCGGGGGCGCUUGCCGAUAGUAAUGCCGGCGAGGUGACAGAAACUGAGAAGAAGACGGAAGUUGUGGUGAAGCCCAAGCUGUCGAAGACGGCAAAGCGCCGCGAAGAGAGGCGCAGGCAAAGGCAGAGGAAAGUCCAGAGGAUAUCCUCUGAGGAGGAGAUCCACUCAGAAGAUCCUUCUCUUUUCGCUGCGAAACCCGAUGAAUUUGAGACAAUCAUGAGGAAACAAUGUGUCGUUCAGGCGGACACUUUCGUGAAACUCCGUGGAUUGCCUUACAGUGUUUCACCGGGUGAAAUUGAGACAUUCUUCGAGGGGUUGGAGCUAAAGCAGGACCGAGGCGGUAUUCAUAUUGUGAUGGACAACAGGGGGCGCGCAACGGGUGAAGCGUUUGUACAAUUCGUAAAUCCGGAUGACACUGAGAAGGCUCUGAAGAAAAAUCGGGAGAAAAUUGGGCACAGGUACAUCGAGAUCUUCAGGAGUUCGGCAUCUGAAUUUCGCCGGAGUACAUUCAAUAGCAAUCGACCUGGACCGUACGAUCGAAAUGAACGCGGUGGACCACGCAUGGGCUUCGGAGGUGGUGGAGGUUUAGGCAUGAUGCGCAACCGUGGCAACUUCAAGGGAGGCGAUCGAAAUAUGCCUCCUUAUCCUCCAAAUUGGUCUUUAGAUGAUGGACCUGGCGCGUGGAAGAGUCGUCCGUUUGACAAUUUCGGCGGCAAUAACUUCAAUGGCGGCGGCGGAGGCGGAGGAGGCCCGAACGGGGGCGGCGGCGGUGGUUUUGGCAACUUCGGCGGCUAUGUAUUUGAUGAUGAAGAAGGUGGAGGCGGCGGUGGCAAUGGGCCCAACUUCGGCGGCAAUGGAGGGAACUUUGGCAACUUCGGCGGCGGAGGCGGAGGUGGCGGUGGCGGCGGCUUUGGGGGCAACAGUGGCGGCGGCAGCGGAGGAAACUUUGGCGGUGCCGGAGGCAAUUUCGGAGGGAAUAACAACUUUGGGAACUUCGGAAGCCGCGGAGAUGACUUCAUGGGGCGCAAUGGCGGCGGUGGCGGUGGAGGUGGCUUUGGCGGUGGCGGCGGUGGCUUCAACAACGGCGGCGGCGGCGGAGGUGGAAACUUCGGCGGCAUGGGAAACCGCAACGGCGGUAUGGGGGGUGGAAAUGGCACGUGGGCGGGAGGCGAUGAGGAGGAGGGCGGCGAAGAGUACUGCGUCCAUCUGCGCGGCAUGCCGUAUUACUGCGACGAGCAGGACAUCUACAAGUUCUUCGCCCCGCUGAAGCCUAUCAAUUGCCAGGUGAUUUACAACAGCCGCGGAUUGCACUCUGGCGAGGCGGACGCCCUUUUCGCCACUCAAGCCGAGGCCAUGGCGGCAAUGUCAAAGCAUAAGGAGAAAAUGGGCUUUCGCUACAUUGAAUUGUUCUACAAUGCGUCGAACAAUGCUCGCAAGCGCGAGAGGAGGUUCUAAAGAGGGACAGAACAGAACUAAUUGAUUGAAUUAUUGGUUGAACAACAAUAAUCACUCUUAAUUCUAUAUCUACAAACUAAACAUAAAUCAAGUGUGUGAAUGCGUGAAUAGUAAUAAUCCCUCUAGAAGAUCAUUCGGUGGAAUGCUUUCACUUUAUAUUUCUUAUGUUCUCUUUUAUUUUAAUAUAAAAAGUCACAUUGCAUUUUUUUUUACAACAAUUAGAGUGACACAAUGGAUUGUACUUUAACGCAGAAGAGAAGAAAAAAAAGAGAAGAGAAUGAUUGGAAUUUUUUUUAGAAAUAUUUAGAUAGAACCAAAAUGGUUUGGUGUGAAAAAGAUAAAGUGGAAAUGUAUAAUGUAUUUCCGCAUAACAAUAUUCAUUAUUUUCUAUGUAAUAACUCACAUCAAAUGGAAAUAACAAAAUAUUGAUGACUUAUCUUAUGUAGUUGAUAUAAGUGAAGAAAGAAGAAGAUGAAAAAAAUCACAAUUAAGAGUUAAAAUCAUUUUUAAAUCAUUACAAUUAAGGAAAUGAUUGGAAUUUUUUGGUAUGUUUGUGUGAAUUGGCGAUGUUUUCUUUUUUUCUUGAUGUUUUCCUUCCUGAAGAGAAACAAGAUUUAUUGUGCGCCAUGAAGGAAAAGAAGAAAAAAGAAGAAGAUGAGAAACAAUGGAGAAAAAAAUGUUUUAUGAUCCAAUUUUAUAUAUUUUGUCUGGAAAAUCACAAGGAAAAUUAUUUUAUGUGACAUCCAGUGAUGAAUAAAUUACAAUGUAAUUUUUGUUUGUUUCUCUCUUUGACUUACAUAGUAAUAAAUAGACAUGAUAAUACGUAAUGAUUUUUAUUCUGCUGAUAUAAGAUAAUAAUUUUAGGGUCAAUUGUAUGAUUUUUUUUGUUUGGUACACUUUGCUAGAAAUAACAUAUUUCCCCCUUUGCACUUAUACAUAAUAUAUUUGGUAAA